Meloidogyne enterolobii is the source of this 315-nucleotide messenger RNA. Lineage: Eukaryota; Metazoa; Nematoda; Chromadorea; Rhabditida; Meloidogynidae. The record is from the annotation of a GenBank genome assembly.
AUGAUUAAGAACGAGAAAAGAAAAGAAUUUCGGCUUCCAACAACUUUCAAUAAUAAUGAUAUCUUUGGGUGUGGAAUAGUUUAUCCUUCAAGUAAUAAAUUGGAUGAAGAAUUUCCUUAUAUCUUUUUUACUCAAAAUGGACAACAAAUUGGUAAUGGUAUUUUGUUAAAGGGUAUUUCUGAUUCAUUUAAACCUUAUGUUUAUCUAAAAUGUUGUUCAAUUGAAGCUAAUUUUGGUAAUGAUUUGGCAUCAAAACCAUUUAAAUACGACAUCUCAAACCAUUUCAUUCUUAAAGAAUUUAUUAAUUUUAUCUGA